UUUAAAAAAGAGAGAAUAUGUAGGGGUUCGAGUAGUUUAGUGUUAGAUGCAGAGCGAGAUGUAUAAAAAAUGAAUGAAUAUUUAGGGGCUCGAGUAGUUGUGGAGUUAGAAGUGGAGAUAGGAGAGCGUUGGGAAUCGAGCAGGAGGAGGAAAGGAAAGAGACAAGAACGCGGCCCAUACCCCACUUGCCCACGCGCAGGCUGCCCCACUGCCACAACCCUAAUUUCUGUCCAAAAGAAACAACCUUAAAAAAAACCAUGGUUCGCGGGCCAAAAAAAGCAGUUUUGAUUUUAUAUUCCUAUUUGGGCUUUAUUUGUUUUGUCCCGUUCACGAUGCUUUAUUUUUUAUUUUUUUACUUAUAGCUCGGGGGUGCUGGUCUUUAUUCCUGCUGCUGGGCGAGAGAGAUCAAUCGAUGGGAUUUCGAGUCUCCCAAGAGUCGAACCUGUGACAUGAGGGCAAAAAAUUGAGUCAUUCUGAGCUUAGCCUCCUCUCCAAGGGCUUACGGCUGAGUGCUCAGGGCUGAGGGCUGAGGGCUGAGGGAUUCUCCAACGCAUGCCACCCACAGGCUUGUGAGAAUUCAACUGGGUAUAUAUGGAUUCGAUCCUUGGUACGGUGCACAGGCAUUCUCUUGCCCUAAAAUAGACUCCAAGGGAAUCAAAAUCAGUGUUGGAAUUAAGUUUAGUGUUCCUGGACUCCCAGGGAAUUGAAAUUGAAAUCUCUUCACUUGGGCUCCAAGGAAUUGAGAUUUCUCUGCUUGGGCUCCAAGGAAUUGAGAUUUCUCUACUUGGGCUAGAUUUCUCUACUUCGGCUCCAAGCAAUUGGAAUUAGUGGGGGAGGAGAAGACAGUAAAGGAUUGUAUAGGAGAGGAGAGGGAUUGGGUUUUGUUUUUGAAGUGAAAUUCAGAACGCAGAGCUGGCAAACCGGUGGUGGACAGGGAAUGUGGGCAUGCCGGGCGUGGAUCCCGGCGGGGCGUCCGGGCACGGGCCUGGCCCAGGCCAUGGGCACGCCUCUGCUCAUGCCCACGGUAUGCAAUCCACCAGAGACCUGCAGAACACUUCGGAGGACGAGAACAGCGGGAACAGCGGGCUGAAGAAACGAGGGCGUGGGGAGAACAGCAAUACUGUGAAUAACAAUAACAAUAAGGACGAGGGGCAGCACUCAGGAGAAGGCGGAGACGGCAACAGGCGUCCCCGCGGACGUCCACCGGGCUCGAAGAACAAGCCGAAACCGCCCAUAAUUAUUACCCGUGACAGCGCUAAUGCGCUGCGUGCUCAUGUCCUGGAAAUCGCCAAUGGGUGUGAUGUUGUGGAGAGCGUUGCGACCUUCGCGCGCAGGCGGCAGCGUGGUAUUUGUAUUCUGAGCGGCAGUGGAACGGUGACCAACGUGACUCUGCGUCAGCCGACUGCGCCCAACGCGAUCGUGACUCUGCACGGGCGCUUCGAGAUCUUAUCUCUGUCCGGGGCUUUUCUUCCUCCACCUGCUCCACCUGGGGCAACGGGUCUGACGAUUUAUCUGUCGGGUGGGCAGGGCCAGGUUGUGGGAGGGAGCGUGGUGGGAGCGCUUCUGGCUUCUGGACCAGUAGUGGUGAUCGCGGCAACGUUUAUAAAUGCAACAUAUGAGAGGCUUCCUUUGGAUGAGGAGGAACCGCCGAUGCAGUUGCAGGGUCCGAACGCCGGUGGACCUUCGCUUCAAUCCUCGGGUCUCACGGCAUCACAGGUUCAGCAAAUGACGGAUCCAUCGGUGAACAUGCCCAUCUAUAACGUUCCUCCUAAUCUGCUCACCAAUGGCCAACUGCCUCAUGACGUUUAUGCGUGGGCUCAGGCCCGCCCACCUCCGUAUGUUUAGUACCUGACCUUUCUGUCAGAAACGAAGAACCUGAGGAUCAGCCUGUCUUGACCGGGCGGUCACUUGGCUGCCUUGCUUCUUCCCCUUGCGCUUUGCCCCUUGAUGAUGAUGAUGACGAUGAUGAUGAUGGCAGACCUUUAUGAGGUCAGCGAAUUCAUAAAACUGGAACGAAAAAGGAAGGAGAUUUUAUGUACAAAUUAUAACCCAGAGUUGUAUUGUGGUUUAUUCAUUUUUAUUUUCAGGUUGGGUUUCGUCAUGGUGAUUGGGUGAUCACCGGCCUGAACAUGAGCCAGAAGAGAAAAAAAACACACAUAUUGUUACCUAGCUAGCUUACUUGCUGCUGCAUCUCAGGUGUAAUGGAAAAAGGUUUCUUUUGUUUUCGUUUACUUAUCCUUUGUAAAGGUUGCUAGAUCUAAUUUUAAUUCAAAUUUUCUUC
Molecule: messenger RNA, 2281 nt
Organism: Cryptomeria japonica (Japanese cedar)
Lineage: Eukaryota; Viridiplantae; Streptophyta; Pinopsida; Cupressales; Cupressaceae
Product: AT-hook motif nuclear-localized protein 24
Exons: 1
Coding region: 946-1845 (299 amino acids)
Cellular component (GO): nucleus
Molecular function (GO): minor groove of adenine-thymine-rich DNA binding; DNA-binding transcription factor activity
Source: RefSeq, a predicted model, not a curated record